AUGGCUAACGUGGAAUUUCAGACUGCCGUGGACAUUGGAACCGGAACUGGGAUUUGGGCCAUGUUCCCGAAUGCUUCCGUUAUUGGUACUGACCUCGCACCUAUCCAGCCUGGUUGGAUCCCACCUAAUCUGGAGUUCCAAAUUGAAGACUGUACCCAAGAAUGGACCUUCCAGCCUAACACCUUCGACUAUAUCCAUAUGCGCUGGCUCGUCGGUAGCAUUGCAGACUGGAAGUUUCUGUUCAAGGAAGCCUAUAAGUGCCUCAAGCCAGGAGGGUACAUCGAGAGCUACGAGCCAUCAUCUCGCGUGGAAAGUGACGACGGUACAGUCCAACCCGGCAGUGCGCUUAGCCAGUGGGAGAAGUUCUUCGUUGAAGGUGGGCGUAAGAUCGGACGACCAUUCACGAUCUUCGAGGAGAACAUUCAGAGAGAAGAAAUGAGAGAAGCUGGGUUUGUAGAUAUCGAAGAACGCGAUUUCAAGAAUCCUGUGGGAGGCUGGCCAAUGGACCCGAAGCAGCGAAGCGUCGGGCAGUUCAUGCAAGCUGCUUUCGAACAAGACGCGCAGGGAACUGUGCUUCAUAUGGCUACUGCAUUAGGCUGGACGGAGGAAGAAGUGACGGUGUUCAUCUCCCACUUUAGACGGGAGAUCCGAUCACCCAAGAUUCACUCGUAUUUCCGGCAGAAGGUUGUUUGGGGACGGAAGCCUCUUUAG
This is a messenger RNA of Fusarium musae, 711 nucleotides long. RefSeq lists its product as uncharacterized. The coding region runs from base 1 to 711 and encodes 236 amino acids. Gene Ontology annotation, molecular function: methyltransferase activity. The transcript is spliced from 5 exons. Lineage: Eukaryota; Fungi; Ascomycota; Sordariomycetes; Hypocreales; Nectriaceae. The record is from RefSeq and is a predicted model, not a curated record.